Molecule: messenger RNA, 4352 nt
Organism: Austrofundulus limnaeus
Lineage: Eukaryota; Metazoa; Chordata; Actinopteri; Cyprinodontiformes; Rivulidae
Gene: hira
Product: histone cell cycle regulator a
Exons: 25
Coding region: 248-3316 (1022 amino acids)
Biological process (GO): DNA-templated transcription; regulation of DNA-templated transcription; chromatin remodeling
Cellular component (GO): chromatin; HIR complex; nucleus
Molecular function (GO): protein binding; nucleosome binding
Source: RefSeq, a predicted model, not a curated record
CAUAGUUUACGGUCCGGGGCCGCCUGUCAGCCUGCAUAUGAGGGUGCUGCUUCCCGCUGCUCGGCUCGGAUAGUCGGGGGAUGCAGCCGGGAUGGAGUUGAAACACAGAAACAGCAAAGUGUUGGGCAGAGUUUGAGACAAAGGGAGGGGGCUCGGCGUAAGUUCCGUAAGUGAACUGACCGCCCGGUGAGUUACAGUUUUAAAUUGUUUAAGUCGAGGGGGAAGCAGAAUUAAAGUCGGAGCGGAGAUGAAGCUGCUAAAGCCGAGCUGGGUGAGCCACAACGGCAAACCUAUAUUUUCCAUCGAUAUCCAUCCAGAUGGAACGAAGUUUGCGACCGGUGGCCAAGGGGAGGAUUCUGGGAAGGUGAUGAUCUGGAACAUGGCUCCAGUUCUCAGAGAAGAUGAUGAAAAGAAUGAAAAUGUCCCCAAAAUGCUCUGCCAGAUGGACAAUCACCUAGCCUGUGUGAACUGCGUGCGCUGGUCCAACAAUGGUCUUUAUCUGGCGUCAGGAGGCGACGACAAGCUGGUCAUGGUGUGGAAGAGAGCUGCGUUGAUCGGUCCCAGCACCGUGUUCGGGUCGAGCAACAAGCUGGCCAACGUGGAGCAGUGGAGGUGUGUCACCAUCCUGAGGAACCACACUGGAGACGUGAUGGACGUGGCGUGGUCUCCUCACGACGUGUGGCUGGCCUCCUGCAGCGUGGACAACACCAUCGUCAUCUGGAACGCUCGCAAAUUCCCAGAGAUGGUCACAUGCUUGCGAGGACACACGGGGCUGGUCAAAGGCCUGACGUGGGACCCAGUAGGGAAAUACAUCGCCUCCCAGGCUGACGACCACAGUCUGAAGGUGUGGAGGACCGUGGACUGGCAGAUGGAGGCUAACAUCACCAAACCAUUCACAGAGUGUGGCGGGACGACCCAUGUCCUGCGUCUGUCCUGGUCUCCGGACGGUCAGUAUCUGGUGUCGGCUCACGCCAUGAACAACUCGGGCCCCACCGCUCAGAUCGUGGAGAGGGACGGCUGGAAGACAAAUAUGGACUUUGUGGGCCACCGUAAAGCCGUCACAGUGGUGAAAUUCAACCCAAAGAUCUUUAAGAAGAAGCAGAAGAACGGCAGCUCUCCGAAGCCCGGCUGUCCGUACUGCUGCUGCGCUGUGGGCAGCAAGGACCGCUCACUCUCAGUCUGGCUGACCUCAUUGAAGCGUCCUCUGGUGGUCAUCCAUGACCUUUUUGACAAAUCAAUUAUGGACAUUUCCUGGACUCUGACAGGGCUGGGGAUGUUGGUGUGUUCGAUGGACGGCACUGUGGCCUAUCUAGACUUUUCUUUAGACGAACUGGGAGACCCGCUGAGCGAGGAAGAGAAGAACAGCAUCCAUCAGAACAUCUACGGUAAAAGUCUGGCCAUAACCAACACCGAGGCUCAGCUGUCCACCACCAUCAUCGAGAACCCCGAGAUGCUCAAGUACCAACAGGAGCGACAGAACUCCGCUCAGGCCAACGCCGCAGCAGCCGCCGCCACCGGCGCCGGACCAGAAUCCUCCGCUCCCAAAGUCAACAGCGUGAUGAACGGAGAGUCUCUGGAGGACAUCAGGAAGAACCUUUUAAAGAAGCAAGUGGAGACGAGAACAGCGGACGGAAGAAGACGGAUCACUCCACUUUGUAUCGCUCAGCUGGACACGGGGGAUUUCUCACCAGCUCUGUUCAACAGUGCUCCUAUUCUGCCCUCGGGCUCCUCCAUGUCCAACCAGCUGGCCCCCCAGCUGAACUCUGACUCCAGCCCAGGACAGCCUUCUUCUCUGGCUCUCAGGCCCAACCAGGACGCUAUGCUGACCUCACCGCCUGCCAGCAGCGUCAACAAAGGCCUGGAGGACAACAACGAUGGAGUGAAGUCCAGUCUGCUGCUCACAUCCGCCUCUAAGAUCGAGCCCAUGAAAGCCCUGGACUCCCGGUUCACAGAGAGAUCAAAGGCCACCCCGGGGAUCACGUCGGCCAUCUCCUCCACUGCAGGACUCACGCCUCUGGAGAGCAGGCCGAAGGACGGCGGCUCCGCCCUGAAAGACGCCAAAACCAAAGAAGAGACGAGCAGCGACAGCGAGGACAAAAUGGCGGCCAUCAACAAAAAUCUGGUGUUUGGGAAGAGAAAACCGGAGCUGCUGAUGGAGGGAGGAGAGGUGGUGGAGAAGAGGAAGAAAGGGCGGCCGAGGAAAGACAAAAUGGCCGCCCCCGUCCCUCAACCUUUCACCCAGAUAACUUCUCCACCUGAGCGAGAGCCCAGCAGGGUGGGGGCUCCUCCAGCUCCGGUUCUUCUAAAGCUACCAAGUCCAAGUGUAAAAAAGUCCUUCAGCCUGCAGGUGAGCAUGGAGCCGUCGGUGAUCCUGGAUGUGGAGAAUGAGGUGUCUGUGGUUGCUGGUUCAAAGCUCAGUCAGCUGCGAUGCUCCAGAGACGGACGGGACUGGAACACCCUGUUGCCCAGCUCCAUCGUCGUGGCCGCGGGGAGCAGCGACGUCCUUGCCGUCGCCUGUGAGGACAGGAUGUUGUCGGUGUUCUCCUGUUGUGGGAGGCGGCUCCUCCCCUCCAUCCAGAUGGCCACGCCCAUCUCCAGCCUACAUUGCUCCGCCCACUUUGUCAUGGUUCUGACUGCUGGAGCAGCGCUGUUUGUCUGGGAUGUUCAUAAACAGAAGGCUUUGGUGAAAAAUGAGUCGUUACUGACCAUUUUAUCUGGUGCUGACACUACAGUGUCUCAGUCUCUGCUGACUCAGCAGGGAAUCCCGGUGGUGGGGUUGUCCAACGGGAAGUCUUAUUGCUUCAGCUCCUUGUUGGAGUCGUGGACUCUGAUAGCAGAUAAAGGAGACUCUCUGGUGCAGUGCGCCGACUUCAGGAGCUGCCUUCCUUCCCAGGAUGCACCUGUGUCCUCAGGACCUCUAGCUGUCAUGCAGGGCCGGAACCUCAACGCCGGCCGGUUGGCGUCCCGCCUCUCGUCCACGCCGCACCACCUGCAGCAGAGCAUGACGCUGGCCUUCCUGGAGAACCAGCUGGCGUCCGCUCUGACUCUGCAGUCGUCACAGGAGUACCGCUACUGGCUGCUCAUCUACGCACGUUUCCUCGUCAACGAAGGCUCAGAGUAUCGUCUGCGGGAGCUCUGUAAGGAGCUGCUGGGUCCCGUCCACAGAUCGGCUGCUACGUCCUGGGAGCCCACCACUUUGGGGCUGCGCAAGCGGGAACUCUUGCGGGAGGUUUUACCCGUCAUCGGCGAAAACCUGCGAUUUCAGAGACUCUUCACCGAGUACCAGGAUCAGCUGGAGCUGCUGCGCAACAAAUAACACGCACUAAUCCACACACACAGACUGACCUGAACACACACACACACACACAGAGACUGAAUCCGGAAGCUGAAGCGCUGCUGCAGCCGCGGCCCGAUAAACACAGCCAGGCUGAGGCUUCUGUCGUUUGUUUUCCUUCAGGUUUCACUUUGAAAUCAACGUUUCUGUUUUUGUUGUCUUUUUAAAUGUGCGACCGGCACACCUGCCUCUUAUCCUGCUAAUCAUGUUGAGGGAGGCAGAUCCAAUCUGAGUUUCUCUUAAAGGAGUCAGAACGUAUGUUUUCAGCAAAGGGACGUUUUAACUGUAGCAUCAUGAAACGCCGCUCGGUUUCACGCUGCUACAGUUAAAGAGUGGAUUUAAAAAAUGCAGCGGAGUGUUUAAAAAUACUCAAAAAGCACUUAAUAUUUUGUUUAUGGCAAACAAAAGAGCAUACAAUAAACACUUUUUAUUUUCUACAGCGAAGCAGGGAGCACCCGAGUCAUCGCGUCAGAAUAAACAAUAAAAUGCAAAAAAUGAUAAAAUCAAAUGUUUCUUUUUCUUGCUCUGCAGGACUCCUGUGUUACAGACUGUUAAAAUCAAGUCCGCUGAGCUUCAGCUUCAUUGUUAGAAAUCAGAUCAUGAGUCUUUCUAUUUAAACAACUGCAGUUGGAAGUAAUGAAGUAAAAAAAAAAAAACACACACAAUCCUGACUUUUAAAAUGUUUUUUUGUUUUAUUUUAAGUUAUUUGAAGUCGGUCGUGUGAAGCAGCUGCUGCCUCCGGCAGGUUGUUGAACAUUCAGCUGGUUCAGCAGCUGCAGGAACACUCCUCUGCAGCUCAGUGUUAACCCCACCAAACAUUCAUCUGUACAGUCUCUUUAUUUGUGGGCUUUUUUUUUUCUGCUUAUUUUUUUGUUGUCAUUUUCAACUGUUUGUAUAAAAAUAAUGUCCUUUUUUUUGUUUGUUUUGUUUUUAAUAAGAAAAGGAGAAAAAUAUAGAAAUUAGCUGAAUUUUUUGCUUUGGAUGAAAGAAGGUUGGAAUAAACGAAGGCUUUGGUAAA